This is a messenger RNA of Plasmodium gonderi, 2043 nucleotides long. RefSeq lists its product as hypothetical. The transcript has a single exon. The record is from RefSeq and is a predicted model, not a curated record. Gene Ontology annotation, molecular function: protein binding. Bases 1 to 2043 code for a protein of 680 amino acids. Lineage: Eukaryota; Apicomplexa; Aconoidasida; Haemosporida; Plasmodiidae.
AUGCAAUACACAAAGAGUAAAACGGUGGUUAAUUUGAGAUCGAUCAGCAUAUCGAGCGAUAGCACUAUUGUCCUAAAAAAAUCAAGCACCUCACUGAAAAAGGAGUUGCACACAAAUGUUCAGGGAAAAUUGUUCAACGGUGAUGACCUGUCUGAGGAGGAAAAAAAAUUAAGCACGCCUAAAUUAAAGUCAUCCCUUAAAAAAAAAAAAUACUUUCUAGCUAGAAAUGCACUAGGUGUAAGAAGCGGAAGUGUUUCGAAUCGUGUUCUCCAGAAGGAUAUCCCCCAAAUGGAUGUGAUAGAAAAGGGUGAUGUGGGGGAGAAAGAAAAAGAUGAUGCAAGAGAGGAAGAUCAUGAUGAUGCAGGGGAGGAAGAUAUUAAUGAGAAUGACGAUGAUGAGAAUGAUAAUGAUGAGGAUGAUAAUGAUGAGGAUGAUAAUGAUGAGGAUGAUAAUGGUGAGGAUGAUAAUGAUGAGGAUGAUAAUGAUGAGGAUGAUAAUGAUGAGGAUGAUAAUGAUGAGGAUGAUAAUGAUGAGGAUGAUAAUGGUGAGGAUGAUAAUGAUGAGGAUGAUAAUAAUGAGGAUGAUAAUGAUGAGGAUGAUAAUGAUGAGGAUGAUAAUAAUGAGGAUGGAAAAAGAACAGAAACAGGGGAAAACAAUGAAAAUAAGAAAAAACAUGUGAAGCAGAAAAAAAUAGCAACUAAAAGAACAUCCGUGUUCCACAGGUUAGCCACAACACACACACUGAGUAGCAGCAACAGGUGUGUAAAUCCAAAGAUAAAAAAACAGUUCACAGAAAAUAUUCAUUCGACCAUGAAGGGAGGAGGCCCAAAGAAAACGUUCAGCAUGAGCGAAGAUAAAAAAGAGAAAUAUUCCUCAUUCGCACCGUACAAUAAAGCCAGGAUGCAAAAUAUGGAAAAAAAGUUAAAUAUAAUUAGAGCCAAGACUCAAAUAUUAAAAAUAGCGGAAAAUUUUAUGAGCAUGGAUAAAAUUAAGUCCUUCAAAAUGGUGAAGAGGGGGAAUACACAAUCUUUAGCGAAAAACAGAAUGUUCCAUUCAAGCAAGACGAAAAACUUGGGACCAUUUUUACCCCAUAAAAUAGGGGAGGUCAAGGAGCCAAGAGAUGAUGCAUGUGCUUCGAGCUAUUUUCUGGGAAGAUCAGAAAGGAGUGGCAAUGUAAACAUCGAUAUGAAAGCCAAUACAAGCAACCAUGUGAAAGAUAAAGGACAGAAAACUUGGAAGCGGAAGAAUGAUGACAAUGAUACAAAUGAUAAACUUAGUAUCAAACGUAAUUUUCAUUUGAAUAAUCGUUCAACUUUAAAGAAAUAUCAAAAGAUGGUGCUACGAAAAAUAUGUAGCCAACACGGAUUCCCUUUAUUUGAAAAUUUGCUUGCUGUUAAUAAUUCCGGAGGGAUAUAUGCAUGGGGUGGUUACGCGUGGAAAAAAAUAAACAUCCUCUAUGAAUAUUUCAUAUCCUUGUGUACUAAUAAAAAGGGACAUAUCAUAUGUAUCAAUAAAAAUUUUAAACCUGGAUUUAUAAUGAAUAAUAAUUGUUUUCAGAAAAUAGACACAUAUAAAGAAGAUUUUUUUUUUAAAAUAGUUAUUAGUUCUAAAAACAAAAUUUGGGGUAUAAAUUUAAGAGGUGAUUUACAAAAAUGGGAAAAAUAUGAAUGGGUGCAGGAAAAAAGGGCUUAUGGAAUAUCUAAGCUAAGAUCAUUAGCUUUUGAUAGAAGUGAUAAUCUUUGGGUCCUUGAUCAGAGAAAUUAUUUCUUCAUCUUCUACACGAAACAUAAAAAUUGGAUGCUUCACAAUGUUAAUAAUAAAGGACGUGGAAAAAUAUAUGAUUUUGAUUUUAAUCCAAAUAAUUUUUUGGUAGCUGUCACCACUGAUGGAAUGAUUAAAAUUUACAAAAAUGGUAGAUGGAUAAAAUGUGGAAUAUUAGGACAAAUGAAAAUUGUGAGUUUACAUUUUUCGAGGAUGGUGGAAGGCAAAAAGGGACCAGGGGGGGAAGACGAACCAAAAGCUGGGUCAAGCGGGAUGUGCUAA